AUGAAAUUGUAUUAAAUAGAAAGUGAAUUUUUAGUUAAUCUUAAAGAAAAACAAGGAUAGUUGGAAAGAUUUUAAAAGUCAAAUGAAAAGAAUGAAGAAAUAGUUAAAUAAUUAUAACAAACUUUGGUAUAAGUAAAUUUAAAUUUGAAGUAGGAAUAGUAAUUCUCUUAAUAAUUGACAUUCUCAACAACUUAUAAACAUAAUAAUUGUUAAGUAACUUAAAAUGGAAAAGUUAUUGACAAUAAUUCUGGUUCUUGGUAUUGUUGUAUGUGUGAUUAAAUGAUUCCUAAGAAUGGUAUCAUUUUAUUUGCUUUUAAAAUUAUUGAAAUUACUUAUAUUAUGAUUGGAAUUGGUUUUAGAGAUAUUAUGUAGAGUAAGGGUUAUUACAAUUGUUAUUCUAUUGGAGGAGGGUAUGUAUUAUGAUAUUAAUAGUUUAUAAAUAGAACAUAUAAUAUAUAUUCUUCUGGUCAUUGUUAUAAUCAUGAUUAAUAAGAUAAAAAUAAUAAAUAGAUAGCAUUUGAAUUUUCAACAAAUGAUAUAAUAAUAGUUGAAGUGGAUAUAUAAAAGAAAUACAUAAAAUGGACAAAAUAAUCCACAAAUCAAUCAUUUGUAUUAAUAUCAAAUUAUUAUUAUUAGACUCUGACUAUUGAUACAUCCAAAGAUUUAUAUCCAUGUGUACAUUUAUAUAACAAAUGUAAAAUAGAGAUAUUAAAUUAAUUAUUUAAAUGA
Molecule: messenger RNA, 729 nt
Organism: Paramecium pentaurelia
Lineage: Eukaryota; Ciliophora; Oligohymenophorea; Peniculida; Parameciidae
Source: the annotation of a GenBank genome assembly